GGCGCUUUCGAAUCUCAUGAAUGUGAGUAGUUUACCUAGGGUUUUGAGUAGUUUGGUGUUAUUACACUCUUUAAAAUGAUUUUUAACACUGCAAUCAAUGUGUAUCAUUGCUUUAAAUUAAGAUAUUCAUUGAAUUACACUUAUGCGACGUCAUAUCAUAUGCGAACAGUUAACCAAAGUCCCGAAAUCCUGUCACAUGCCUUACUCGUCAAGUUCACACGUUCCUCUACUCCCUUCAGAUGCACGCCAUAAAUUGCAGCUCAGAAAAUGCUACAAUGAUUCGGCAAAUAUGGGGAAAACAGAUAUAAGGCGGCAUGUGCGGGAUACUGAUCAUGAUACUUCUUUACGACUUGGUAUCAAACGGAGAUACAAUUCACGUGGCAACAGUAAUGCGGUCAACUAUCAUUCGGGAGAACAAAAGCGAAUAAGAAAGUCAAGCCCCGGCUAUGGCUUUCCUAGUGCAGAAAAUCAUAACUCUGAUGAAGAAUGGAAUCUGGGAAUAAACAAAACUGUCCCUCGUAAAGUAACUAGUUUAUCUAGGAAUCCUCUGUUAAGUAUUCGACCACAUGGUUACGGGAAUCGAUUUCAAGGUUACGAUCCCAAUCAAGCUACUGUACCCAACAAAUUCAAAAACUACAGGCUGGAUGUUAAUAAUGCUAAUCAAAAUAUGGAUAAUGAGCAACUUUUAAUGUUGUAUUACAGUCAUAUGUAUCAACAGUACUACCGAACUUAUACGGCGACUGCUCUCUCAUUGUCAAAUUAUCCCAAUGCUGACUUACUACCUGCCGUUGCGGCUGCAGCUGCUAACAAUUCAGGUAUUCCAUCGGAUCUAACUUCUAUAGGAUCGGUACUAUCAAGUGGUAAUAGUUUUGAUUUUUCCAAACAUAAUCGAGAUGUAAAUAUACGUGGAAGGCGUCCAAAAAAAUAUCAUAAGCAUGAGUCAUCCAAUGUUUCUUCCCAUUCACCUGGACAACGUCAACACUCACAUUCCCGUACUUUUCGAUCUAAUAGAACAAACGACUCUUCUCGUUCCUCUGUGAAAGAUACAGUUGCAAAAGGGAAAGGAUUUAGAAAAAGAGAAUCACCUAUCAAAGUAAAAAAGACAGAAUGCACUUCUGAAGAAAGUGAUGACCAUUGCCCAGAUUACGUCAGUAAUGAUCAGCUUUGUAAAGGGAACUCAGCAAAUGCUGAUAAUGAAAUUCAACAGAAAUCUUCCAGACGCGUUGUUCGUAGACGCUCGACUGUUGAAACUACUACGUCAACCAGACAGAAAGAGGAGUCAGUUCAUGACGAAGAUAAUUCCAAAGUAGUAACAUCAAAUACGUCUGAAAUUGUUACUGAGUCUAAACAAUCAUUCGGAGCUAAUAAUGAAGUUAGCACCACAGAAGCAGUGUCACCGAAUGAAACUGAAUCUGUUGAAGAAGGUGAGGCUAAGGAUGAUGAUACAUAUAGUGAGGAAAGCGAAGAAAAUGAAGGCGUACUUGAAGAAUCAUCAAGCGAAAACGAAGCUGACAGCUCACGUGAAACAGUUAGCUCAAAUCAACAAAACCAGAAAAAGGCGAAUAAUUUAUCAGAAUCAAAAUCUUCAAAGGUACAGAAAACUUCUACAUCCUCGACAUUUAGCCGAGUUGCAGCAGAAGGCAAGAGACGACAUGUUGAAGUCCUGCCUACUGACACUUUACUUCCUACGUCCACUGAGUUUGAUCAUGAACGUGGACCACUUUUACCUACACCAGUGGAUGUAGAUAGACGACAUUUAAGAUUUCGUAACUCUGGUAAUGAUUUAUCAUUAUUCCCUGGUUGUGCUACAUCACCUCAUAUUCCAAAUGUCUUGGAAGCUGCUGCACUAAUGUCAGGUCUUUGUCCAUCUCUAUUUCCGUCUAUGAAUCCAUCGAAUUUGUUAAAUACUCUAAGAUGUCCUCCUGUUGAUUUCGCUCCACCAUUUUGUGAUCUAUUUAAUUUACCAAACCCAAUUGAAAUUCAGAAACAAAUAAAUAGUUUAAAGUUGAACUGCCAUCCUCCAUCUGAGUCAUCAGAACCUAAGUCUGGACGAAGUAAACAUGAGAACUCCAAAAUAAGAAGUGAUGUCAGGGAAAUUCGUUCCACGUUUAAUAAAAAUUACAACAUGAAAACUCGACAUGGGAAUGACUCGGACACUGAAAGUAAUAGUUCUUCUGGUUCAGAUUAUCAGUCUAAUGUUGUAGUACGCAAAUCUGUUAAUAGACCACUAUCUUCAGAUAGAUGUAUGUUUGAAACCCCAAAGAACAAGCAUUCAGGGAAAUUUUCAACAACACGUAAAGUGAAAGAUAAAAUGAAAAAAGAACAGGAACCAGUAUCAGACAAACAAGAAUUCUCCCGUAAAGGCAACAAAUAUAUGUCUCCUGAUGAUGCGCCUGGUCCGUCAGAUACAAAUUCUAAUAAACCAGUCUCGCGUGUUCCACGAGGUCCUAGAACACCGUCUAGUCCACCGUUAUCUUCUCAGGAUGAAGAUGAUUCUGGUGGUACAUGUUCACAUUAUGAUUUAUCCCGUGAAUCUUGCUCCAGAAGUUCUCUUAAUAAUAAAACGCGUAGACAAAAUGAGAUAACUAGUUCCAUAUCAGGUCGCUGUUUGGAUUCAUCGAAUUCAAAUGAAAAUCUAUCUGUAAGAAAACCUGUUGUGUGUACAAAUUCUCAAUCGUCAAAUAACAGAUCACCGAAGACACGCUCCUCAAAGCAUAAUACUAAAAUAAUGCAUGGUCGAGAUUAUCACAGCUCCAACUGUUCCAACUCGUCCACUUCCGCAUCUACUUCUCGGUCAAAUUCUUAUGGAGCUCCAAAUGUCUGUAAUACUUCCAAUAAAAGAAAGAGAUCUACAAAUCGACAUAUUACACAUUCCAAUGUAGGCAUGUCCUACGAAGACAAUUCCCCCAACCAAUCAUCACAGUUUGCAAAUUUUCGUAGCGAUGAUACUGGUGAUAGCAGUGACAGUUCGGAUCAACAAAACCGUGCACUACCUGCAGCCUAUGCAAAUCCUCAUCAAACCGACCGACAUCGGUCACAUUCAUCCGGUGAUGUUGAACCUCCACCUGCUCCUUCUCCUCGUAGUUCAUCUUCUUCCACUUCGUCUUCAUCAUCCUCUCGUUCAUAUUGUCACAUUCGCUCAAGUUCAAGUAAUCUUCCAGAAAAUAACAAGAUCCAAGUAAUAUCAUCUGGUUCUUCACGUCAUUCAUCAACGUCUCAAUCACAAGACAGAGGUAGACGUAAUCAAUCGAGGUCGCGACGGCAAGGUAUUAAACCGAAAUCAAAAAAACUAAAUGAUAGCAAUGAUCACAAUCGACAAACCCGCUCUUUAAAAGAAAAGAAAACGCUGCCUGCAUCCGUAUGCCAUAGAAGUUCUGAUUCUGAUGAUGACAUCGAUGACAAAAAUAGAAGAGAAAUAUCGAAUCCGGUUUAUAGUUACCGUGAUUCUUCAUCAGAUCUCAAAGAUAUCUCUUCUAAAGAGUCAUCCAUUUUGAGACGUGGUGAAGAUGGUUGUUCUGACGUUUCUGAGGAUGAGAGCUCAACACCAGGUAAUCGAAAUGUGCGUAGACAGUCCUCUCGUUCUCCAACUUCUUCUUACACUUCUUCAAGAAGUACUGAUCGCAAUGUGCCAAAUCGUAGAAAUAAAGAAAGAGUGAUAGAGAACAAAUACAAACAUUCCAAGCGAAAGCCAUGUACUCCUGAUUCAUCAUUAUCGAAUACUCGCAAAUAUGGGCAGUCUAAAAACCGGAAUGAACAUAAUAUUGAAGAAAAACAUUUUAAUAACAACCGUAAACGUGCUUUACUUUCUCCACCAACGAGUACAAAACUUGAAACUAAAAUAUGGAGAUCAAGAAAAGGUUAUGUCAAUGAAGUUCCCUCUUCAUCUUUACGACAUCCUCAACUUCCAAACUCUCAUCGCUCAGUGAACAAGAAAGUUUUUCAUGGGCAAGUUACUUCGAAAACAUCCAGGCGUUCGAGUUCUAUAAAAAAUCAACGAGAAGAAAGUUCUUGGUCAACAAUGGCUCAUGAACGUCAUACUCGCGAUGAUCAUUAUGUUAGUAAGUCAUUUAAAUCUGGAACUAUGCAUAUUGAUAUGACUGAUAGUUCAUCUCGAUCGAGACCACCUCGUUUUGGACAUACAACCAAUAACAAGGAUACUAAUAGUAUGCGACAAAAUUACGCCUCUAGGAAUUAUCCUGUAAAACAUUCACACAUUAAAACAGAUGUACAUGACUCAAAAUUACAUUGGUCUAAAAGUGGCAACUCGAGAAAUUUUCGCCCACCAGUUACCUCUUCGAGUCAAUCACCUAUCGGCAGAGUUGGAAAACAUGUUGGGGCAUCAAAUGAUCAUCAUCAUCACCAGAAUGCGCGUAAAAAACAAACAGAUAUUGUAUGGGAGCCUGGUCCUAAAAGUAUUAAAAAGGUGAAUAAUAACUAUUCAACUAAAGUUUCCAGUUCUAAAGCACUUUUAAAAACACCUGAAACAACUUCACGGCGUGCAGAUCAUCAUCAUCAUAGUCAACAUGAGUCGUCUAGAGACUCUGAAUCUCAUAAUUCCGAUUCUUCAAGUAGCUCAUCUUCUCCUGAAGAAGAAGACGAUGAUGAAGUUGUCGAUGAUGUUGACGGUCAUCUGAUCUAUAGUAUUGGUGAUCGUUUAUUGAAUCGAUAUGAAAUUGUCAAGACACUUGGGGAAGGUACAUUUGGUAAAGUUGUUGAAUGCAAAGAUCAUGUACAAAAUCGUAGAAUUGCUUUGAAAAUUAUCAAAAAUGUUGAUAAAUAUCGUGAAGCUGCUAUGCUUGAAAUCAAUGUUUUAAAUUUCUUAAAUGAACGUAGUGCAAAUGUUGAACAUUUAUGUGUAACCCUGUUGGAUUGGUUUGAUUAUCAUGGACAUAUUUGUUUGGCAUUUGAUAUACUUGGAUUAUCUGUUUUUGAUUUCUUGAAAGAAAAUAAUUAUGUCGGUUAUCCAAUGGAACAUGUUCGUCAUAUAUCUUAUCAAUUAUGUUAUGCUGUUCGAUUUUUACAUGAUAAUCAAUUAACUCAUACAGAUUUAAAACCAGAAAAUAUAUUAUUUGUUGAUUCAGAUUAUAUAUCAGUACAUAAUCGUAAAAAACGUCGACAUGAACGUAUGGUUAAAUGUUCCGAUAUACGUUUAAUUGAUUUUGGUUCAGCAACAUUUGAUUAUGAUCAUCAUUCUACAAUUGUAUCAACAAGACAUUAUCGUGCACCUGAAGUAAUACUUGAAUUAGGUUGGUCUCAACCAUGUGAUGUUUGGUCAAUUGGAUGCAUCAUGUUUGAAUUGUAUACAGGUUAUACACUAUUCCAAACUCAUGAUAAUCGUGAACAUUUAGCUAUGAUGGAACGUACUUUAGGUCAUAUUCCUUAUCGAAUGACUAGAAAGUCACGUCGAACCAAAUACUUUGAUACAUCCGGCAAUCUUUUAUGGGAUGCACAAUCACGUGAAGCCAAAUAUGUUCUGACACAUUGUCGUCCAUUCCGGCGUUAUUGCAAAGAUGAAAGUCAAGAUACACUUGAUCUAUUUGAUUUAAUGUCUAAGAUGUUAGAAUAUGAUCCAGCAGAUCGUAUUCCUUUGUCUGCAGCACUUACACAUCCAUUCUUUUUACAUUUACCAUCACAUCAACGUUUAACAUAUACUCUUCAUCCAUCAGAUACAAUUCCACCUAAUGAACGUCGUACAUCCGGUUCACGUAGUGGAACAAAUAAUCAACAACCAUCAACAACAGCGAAUAAUGGCUCAUCGUCUUCAUCAUCAGUAUCAUCAGAUGUUAAGCGUAAUAGGUGAAGAUCGUCACUGGAUAAUAAUUAGUAUUUUUAUUCUAUCAACAUUGAUAGUUAUCAGUUAAAAUUGUAAUGUUUUUGUUUUUGCUUUUCACUUAUUUUAUCUCCUCAAAUUGAGAAGAAGAAGAAAAUCAUACCAUUUUUCUUUCGAAAUAAUAAUAAUAAUAAAACUCCUCCUCGAAAUACUUCACUGUUCAAUUUGUUUUAUGGUGUUCAGCACACUAAUAUAUGUUACAAUAAACACAUAUAUUUUGUUGUUCAUGUAUAUAGAGCUUUGUAAUAUGUUUAGUGUGUGAAGAUUGCUAAAGUCUCUAUCUUUCACUUAUCGUUAUUGUUGUCGUUGCCGUCGCUAUCAUUGUCUCCUUCCUCUUCGAAUUCUUGAUAUUCUUUUUUCCUAAUGAAAAGAAGGUUGGUAUGAAAAAGAUAUUUUGAAGUUUGAGCAUUACAAACAUUACUUUCAUUCUUACCUACUGUUAUCAUGCUGUCAGAUACACAUAUACAUAUUGUCUGUUCUCUUCUUCCCAUCUCUGUAUGUUUAUUGUCUUUCGUUGGUAUUUCAGUUAUUAUCCUUUAACCUUCUUUUUAUUGCUUGAGACUAUGGGUCAUCUAUUCAUAUGUACUUGUAUGUGUUCUUGUUUACAUUUGAUAAAUUUCUUCCUGGUAAAUGAUGAAUAGUUCAUCAGUUACUGUUUUCUUGGUUGGUUAUGUUUUUGAUUGCUAUCGUGUAGAGAGAAAAAAAAGAAAGUUUUGCUUGUUUCAACGUUUAUAUAUGUAUACAUUAUUGGGAUUCAUAGACUUGGAUCGAUAAUAAAAAGGAUGUAUUUGCAUAUGACUCGAUGUUCCGUUUGAAUUACUGACGUGAUACAGCUCAUCUAUGUCAUGUAUGUGUGUGUGUGUGAUGAUAAUGUACACUGAACUUUUUUUGAGUACUUAUAGGUGCUAAGUUUUUGUUUGAAUUUCUUCAUGUGGUCAAAAUCAAAUAAGAAUGCAUGCUAAACAAUGUAUCUCAUUUCUUUUUUGUUCCCCUGUCAAGCAUUCUAUCAUAAAUAUCAGUGAAAACAACAGGUCAGUGAUUGUUUGUCUAAUGAAUAUUCUAAUGAGUCUGAUUAAUGGAAGCCCUUCUCAACAUUAUUCUAUUUCAUUCUUUCUAAUGUUCUUUUGUACCCUUUUUUUCUCUUUCACUUUCUCUCGCACAUAUAUUGUACACCAUGUUUUCUUCAUUUAAUGAUCAUUAUCAUAAUUAGUUUGUAUGAAUCUGUUGUCAUUCAAUAUAGCAAUGUGUUUUAAUGAAUUAUCAGUUGGUUUGUUAUGCUUGAUAGUAUUCAUUUUAUUUUACAAAUGAAUGAUGAAUUAAUGAAUCAUUAUUAUUGAAUAAUAAUAAGUAGUAACAUAGAGUUACAUUACAUGUGUCAAUUGAGAAUAUGUGUAUACAUUAAUGUUAGUUGGUUUUGCUUUAUCAAUCUUUAAUCCCUAUUCUCUUGGAGAUUGUGUUUUAUCUUUUUUGUUGUUGAUGAUAUAAAGAAGAAUAAUGUGACAAAGUAUGUAAUGAACAAUCCAUCCAGUUAACUACUAAUAUCGUUACAUAUAUAUUAUAUUGAUUAGAACAAACAAUUGUAUGCUAUAUUUUCUCUAAUGUUUCUCUUCUUCUGUUUUGUUUUGUUUUUAAAACAAUGCAAUCCUAUAUCUUGUCUUUUGUUCUCUUUCUCUCGGUCUCUUUCUGUCUUUUCUCUUUUUUCUAGUAAUUUCAAUGUAAAAUGUUCAUAUGUUUUCACAAAAUACACAUACAGAAAAAAUUAAUAAGUGAACAAUUAUUAGUUGU
Molecule: messenger RNA, 7615 nt
Organism: Schistosoma intercalatum
Lineage: Eukaryota; Metazoa; Platyhelminthes; Trematoda; Strigeidida; Schistosomatidae
Source: the annotation of a GenBank genome assembly